Molecule: messenger RNA, 2448 nt
Organism: Seminavis robusta
Lineage: Eukaryota; Bacillariophyta; Bacillariophyceae; Naviculales; Naviculaceae
Source: the annotation of a GenBank genome assembly
AUGACGACAAAGAUGGCAUCUCCAGAAGCCACCUUUCCUAUCGGUAAUUCAGAACAUGAACUGUUUAGCCCUGAUUUAACUCCCGAACGUAUCGGCAAACUCAACAACUCUUGGAGCAUGGAGUUGAGCCCCAUCGCCCUCAGCCGAGACGACGCUCACACAUUGGAUGAUGGCUCUCCUCCCUUCGAGGAAGAAUCCAAAGAACAUGAGCAUAUCAAUCCAUUCUCGGAGCCAGUACUAAAGGAUCAGGAGUCAAAAAUGUCAAACACAUUGCCGUCCGAAGAAGAAAAAUCAAAUGCAAGAGAUGUGGUGACAACAUCAGAUUCUCUUCAACAGCACCACAACGGCCCCAAAGAAAGACUAAGCAAGAAAGACUCCAACCCGUCUUGGUUUUUGAGUUCCGACACGACAUCCCCCCUCUCAACAUCCAGUGAGUUUUCCUUGGAAAUGGUGACGCCUACUGCUACUGAAGGAGACGAGAACACUGUUAGCAGCGCCGUUCCAACCUCCAAAAUAAGUUCGAGCAGAGAACAUAACAACGAUGCGCACUUCAAGAAACUUGCCAAAAAGCCAUCUACAGAGACAGUUGUGCAGUCUCCUUCAAACUGUUUUGAUUUGGAAGACGAAACGAGACAAGUUGCUAGCAGCGCCGUUCCAGCUUCUCAAAUAAGUUCGAACAAAGAACAUAACAACGAUUCGCCCUCCAAGAAACUUCCCAAAGAGACAGUUGUGCAGUCUCCUUCAAAAUGUUGCGAUUUGGAGCAUGAAACGAGACAAGCUGCUUCAGGUCGUCGCGGCGAGGCGUUGGCCAUCAGGUCAAUUGUUGGUGACCGUGAUAAACCCGACACAGCAGAACACGACAGCGAGGCUGUCACUACAAACACUAAUGAACACGGAAGCAAUGAUGCUGCAAAAUCCAAUCAAUAUCUACAAAGCAAUGAGAGGUCAUCCAUACUCGAGCACAGUGAGCCAUCGCGAUCGAGUCAAGCGGAAGGACAAGACCACAAUGCUGAGACUACUAGUACUGUUGCAAAUACCGGUACCAUUGAGCCCAAAUCGCAGAAUAGACUGUCAUUUUCACCAUCGAAGCUGCUAGAUGAAUCAACUCUACAACAUCCAGAUACGAGCUCUCUGAUUGACGACGCAACAAAGAAAGUAAAGAGAUUCAUCCAUGAGCUCUCGAUUCUUAGCUUGUCUCCGCACAGAAGGAAUAGCAACGGACGAACGCCGAGCCGUACGACUGACAACAACCGAAGCGAAUUGAAAGAGCGGAAGGAGGGACUUUCAGCAAAACUGCAGACCCCAGACAGGGAAGAAAGCCAUUAUCAGUCUCCAUCCCAAAAACAUGAUUCGAUGCACGGCGUCUACGGCAGUCCUUUGCACAAGCAGUCUGAAAUGUGGUGUUCACCCAGUCGAAAUAAUGCUUCUUCUUCCCGCAUCGACUCUGGGGAGGAUGGGGCUCUUGGCACUCCAGGGAAACAAGAUUACAACGGGACCAAGCAACAGCUCGUAGCCACAUCCUUUGAUUUUAUUCAAAAGAUCAGUGGCGCAGCAAAGGCUCGCACUCGCAAGAUCACUCGGUCCAGAGACUCAUUGGUUGCAAAGGUGCGAGAUCAUCAAAAGGCGCAAGAGCAAGAAAAUGAGCUUGCUGCAGCAUCGAACGGGGUCAGUCCACAAGCCCAGUCCAAAGUGCAAGACAAGGGCUUCAAGCAAGCGUCGACGUCGUUCAAAGCCAAACCAGUUCCCGUCAGAAACAAAGAGAGAGGAGGGCUGAGGGGAGUACCUCUCGUGACGAAGAAGUCAGUUACAGUCCCCUCGUCCCCACUUCUCGGUUCACGUCGCCCCAAUCCUCCAAAGGUCAAAGCCCUAAAACAACCAACUGCAAAGCCCCGACCCUUGGAAAUACGGGAAACAAUAGGUCAGAACAAGAGGAAGGAAAACCCGUCACUGAGCGAAGGAUUCAAGGCGCGCCCAGUGCCGUCGACUACCGGCGACCUGGGAAAAGGCGGCCAGUCAGGUGUCCCAAAAGUGCCAAAGCGACCUGUGACUGUCCCUCGAUCGCCUUGUUUGGGUCCACGAAGAAGACAAUCAUCGAUCGUUGGUGGAAAAGAAAACCAGACGCAAUCGAAGAGACCAUCAAUAGCGGCCUCGACCAACACGAAAGCUUCCCCAAUGUCCAUGUCUUCAGUUAGCGAUGCGUUGCUCGGAUUGGACUUUUUGAGCACAAAGUCAGCUUUCGAGCAUGAAAUGACGCCUACCAAAACACCAAAACAAUCGAGGAACGUUGGUUUUGUGCCUCGAAGUACUCAGAGAGCAAGGAAACGAGCCGAGUUCGAGGCGCGAAGAGCUAUCAAUGAACAGCUCAGAAUAGAAGAAGAGAUCAAGCGGAGGCAACAAACUGUCCGCACCAUGUAUGGGGAGCUUGAAACACUCAGGGACAUCAUAUGA